CGGCGGUGCCGGUCGCACACACAGGGGGGGGCAUCUGGAGGAAACAAUCCCGGACAGGGUGCCUGCUCGGGGCAAACGCCACUCCCGCCUUCCCCGACCCAGUCACCAGGUGACAUUGCCGUACCCAGCUCCGGUUCGGGUGGAGCCCAGUGAGUGACAGAUGUGUGACACUGUGGAAAACCAUUUGCCACUCCCAGCGGAGAUCUGAGUUCUGGGACACGGAGGUGGGUACAGAAGCUGAGGGGUGGUCGCCGAGGAAGAUGCUGGGUUCAGAGCGCGGUGUUGUCGAAGAAUGGCUCUCAGAAUUCAAGUCGUUACCAGAAACCCACAUCUCCAGCUACGCCAGCAGCCUUCAUCUAAAGAAGUCCCUGGUGCCAGCACUCUACAGAGUCAUCCAAGACCCCAACAAUGAGCUGCUGGAGCCUGUGUGCCACCAGCUGUUCGAGCUGUACCGGAGCUCCGAAGACCUGCUGCGACGCUUCACCCUGCAGUUCCUGCCCGAGCUGGUGUGGGUAUAUCUGCGCAUCACGGCCAGCAGGGAUCGUCAGAGCAAUGGCUGCAUCGAGGCCCUCCUCCUGGGCAUCUAUAACCUGGAGAUCGUGGACAAAGACGGCAACAGCAAACUCCUUUCCUUCACAAUCCCAUCUCUGUCCAAACCAUCAAUAUACCACGAGCCUUCCAGCCUGGGCUCCAUGGCGUUGACCGAGGGGGCUCUCUGUCAACAUGAUCUGAUCAGAGUGGUGUACAGUGGCCUCCACCCUCAGAGGGAGACCUUCACGGCCCAGAACAGGUUUGAGGUGCUGUGUUUCCUCAUGCUCUGCUACAACUCGGCUGUGGUCUACAUGCCCCUUUCCUCCUACCAGUCCGUCUGCAGAAUGAGCUCGCGGCUGUGUGUAUGCGGCUUCCCCCGGCAGCAGCAGAAGCUUUGGAGGGAGCCAUGCAACCGUGUGCUGCUAGACCCCGAAUUCAUGGUGCAGAUGCUGACGGCUGUUUAUCAUGCUAUAUACAAUGGCGAGUGGGAGAUGGGGCGGGAAGCUCUGGAGGACAUCUUGUACAGAGCGCAGCUGGAGCUCUACUCCCAGCCUCUCCUGCUGGGCAACGCCAUGAAGAACUCGCUGCCAGAGAGCGCUCCCGACGAACCGCGGGGGCGCAAGGUGCUCCAGGUGGAGGUGACGCCCACCAUCAGUCGCAUCUCCAUCUCGGCCAUCACCACCGCCUCCAUACGGCGCCACCGCUGGAAGAGAGAGGAUUGUUUUGACUACUCAACUGACGCAGAGUUGAGCGUCGCCGUCAGUCCUCCUAGCCUCGCCCAGCAGCGCCGCCACCACCGUCACCACACGGCAGCCACAGAGGAGAGAGGGGAGCACGCUCACAGCCAGCACAGCAGCAGCAGCAGCAUCAUUCCCCCCAUCACACUUGAGGAUGCUGACGGUAUGAGCGGAGGGGAGGACUCCUUCAACAUCAACGACCCAGACGAGGGCUUCUCUUCUGGGGCGUCCAACAGCAGUCAGCCCAGCGGCACCAAGGCCGGUGUCGGCGUCAGGCCGAGGGAGAGCAGCCUCAACAGCAGCAACAGCAGCAUCAAGAAAGCCAUCGCGGCCCGCCUGUCCCGGGACAAGGAGCGAGAGCGGGAGAAGGAGAAAGAACGAGAGAGGGAGGCGGAGAAGCAGGCGGAGUUGUCUGCAGAUCACCAGGCUGCCGUGAGGAGGCAUCACCAGAGGCAGCCGUCGCCUCCAGCCAGCAUCACCUUAGAUGCCAUCCAGCUGAGCCCCAUAAAGAAGCACCUGAGCUUCCCCGUGGGGCCCACACUGGUGAGGACUGGCAGCACCUCCUCCAGCAAGUCCUUUGACUGCAUGAAUUUCAGCCUGAACGGAGGUGGGAACCAGCGACAGGAGGCGGUGGGAUGCUCAGACAAAGGAGGGCCUCCUGCUGGGGGCUCCCAUCGCCACUCAGCCAUUAGCCUACAGGAGGAGCACCUGAACAGGCCAGAGGAUGCUCAGGACCUCCUGUCUCCCGGAGCUCCCCUCACCAAGCAGUCUCGCUCCCCCAGCUUCAACAUGCAAAUCAUAUCACAGGUCUAACAUGCAAAGCAGGGCAUCGUAAACACACACGAUGCUUUCCUCAUCCUCGUGCUGCAACUCUCUGCAGCCCCACUAUGGUGACUUUAGUCCACCUGUCUGUGUCGGUGUGUGUGCGUGUAUGUGUAGGACCACAGAUCUCAAGAAUAGUGUCCUCAUCCUUUUGACAUCCAUUAAACGUACAAUCACCUGAGUAGAUCAUCCCUCUGGGGUAGAUUAACUAAGAGCGUCACAAGGAAGCAGGGCGCCCCCGACGGACCUCUGCUGCACCUGCAAAACCUCUCCUCAGAAGGCGGAAACACCACGCCGCUGCAAAGAUGGGACAAUUCAGAGUUUAACAUAAAUCAGCAAUAACGCCAUGGCUCAUGUGAAGGAGAGUGGCUCCUUCUCGACUUUCCUUCCCUUUUCAUUCCCGGGCUCUUGUGCAAUCAUUCUUGCUGAUUAUCUUCCUUUUUAGUUGACUUUUAAUUGGGCAUGUUCUAUGAACAUUUUUUUUUUUUACAUGUUCAUGUACAAUCCAAAGAAUGUAGUUUUCAACGUUGGUAUCACAGAUUUUAGUUUUCAACUUUUGACCUUUUUAUUUUAAUUAAUAAUGAUGAUGAUAAUAAUAUAAUUUGUCCUGUAGGAUCAAAGUUAUAAAAACCAAACCGUAGUAUAAGAUUGGUCUGUGUUGACCCAAGCUUUUAACUGGACAAAUCACUGCUAUGCAGCUAAAGGAGCAAAACAGUGUCUUAGUGCAUUCAAAAUCUGAAGCAGAAAGAUCUGGAUUGAAAUGUUCUACGUCCACAAAUUGCUGAACGUCAAUGACUGUGUUUUAUGCUGGAUUUUUAAUCUGGUUCAAACCAUUUCACGGGUCCUUCCAUCUUCAAGUUAGUGCUGAGGCGUGUGUGGGCGCACGUGGCUGGCGAAUUACUGCCCUCUGGUGGCUCCUAGUGGUCACUGCAGCCGCCGUCGCCACAAUGAUAUGAUGUCUCGGUUUGUGCUCACAAAACAUUUUGUUCUACCUCAUUGUGUGUUCACCUGCCACUCAGACACCAGUUUUCCCCGACAGGUUUGAAGCAGGAGAACUUUGGUUUGGGGGGUUUUGUUGAGUAGAGACCAUGAACACGUGACCACACUGUAAAGCCCAUCUGUGUUCCUGUGUGGAUUUGUGGCUGAAUAUCUGGGCCUUGCAUUUCCCUUCAGUCACGUCACGCACGACAUCCAGUCUCAAAACAAGAACGGUCUUCGUGUUUUCAUCAUAUACUGUAUCAAACAACCAUGCUGAGAUUUACCUUCAUAUUUUUCCUCCCCACAAAUGUCCUGCUUACGUUUUCUACGUCCUGAUUUUUAAAGUGCAAUUUUUUUGAAUCCUCAUGCAUGGAGUGGGACCUUCUCUGCCAUUGAACCACCAUCCUUCUCCUGGAGCUCCUCCGCAGGCUGAGCGGUGUGAGGACGGGACGCCUGUCUGCAUGCGCGGUGCCGUCGGCCAGCGAGCCAAACCCAAGUCUGUCCUCGUCUUUGCCAGAUGUGCCAAUACACAUCCUCUCCUUAAAAAAAGUUGUUGUCUUAAGUCAGAGGCCUCUUCUUUCAUGUUUACUUGUCUUAUUUAAAGUGGAGGGACAAUGAAACGUGGCUCAACGUGCCCUUAGAUCACCUUUUUGUGUUAUUUUUAACAUCCUGCUGAUUCACUGUACUUUCAAUCAUCACCGCUUUGCCGUUUGCUGUAAAAGCAGUGUAUUGUGGGUCUGUAGAUGUGCUGUAGGUGUCAGCUUUUGUGUUCCCCCGUGUCCUGCUCGCUUGUCCAAGAAUGCGGUUGAACGAUGCAGCGUGUGGAAAAAGUCAGCUCGGUCUGCAGCGUCCACGCUCCCGCUGUGCUGGAAACCCUCACGCUGCUGCUCCCGGUCCAGGCCGGGUCCUGGGUCACUCAGCCUUAGCCAUUUCGGGCCAAAACGAGGGCGUCUCGGCUCCGCCCGGGCCGGAGCGCGGCCUCACCCUGUCUGUCCUUGUGUUUCGUGGCUCUCACUGAGCCGGGUUCCCAUUCGCUGUAUUAUGCCGUGAGUUGAGUCGCACCUUUUUGCUGUUUUACAACCAGUGACGUGUCCGUGUCAUUAAUGCGCGUGCUCCUGACUGAGAUUACCAGCGGCCAUGUUGGUCCUGUAUGUUGACUCGGAGUAAUCGCUCACUGUCUGCUGUUAUUUGCAUGUGAUGAGGGUGGAAAAUAAGCGCGUGCGUUUUCCAUCGCCGACUUAUAAGCGCAGACAUCCUCAAAGUCCACAUACAUUCAAGGCAAACCUCUUAUGUGGUGAAACUCUCCGGUUGUGAUUUGUACUUGGACACAGUUCAUUUCUCGCCCUGCGUGUGAUAACUGGGCUUCGUUUUCAUACAGUAUAAUGCACUUUAAUCCACCCACCUCCCUCCUCAAGAUAGUUAUUGAGAUCAUAUAUUAUAGAUGUGCAAAUGUGUGUACACUCAAUGCAGGGUUUAGUCUCUUUAAAGUAGUACUUCUAUGUGAUGUCACACAACACAAUGCUAUUUUUGUUAAAUCUAAGGGUACAGCUGUUAUUUUUUUCUGUUUAAAACCAAAAGAAGUAGUUAUGGGGCCUAGAUGGGUCCCGGGAGUUUAUCAAAAAGCCACAUUUUAAAAAUGGCAGCACCAAAAUUUCAGUUCUCGAGGUCAGAAUUGAUUCUAUGCAACAUUUCUUCCCCUCUUUCUUGUGUACAUUGUCUCACGGGACGGGGUUCAUGCAUUUAGGCUGAUGACUGAGGUGCAGGGCGUCACCGGUGUCCCCCAUUCAGCGGAUCUGUUUCUACACCGGGCCGUGGUGCUGCAGAGCCACGGACCGCCCUCCUGUGGGUGAACUGAGAAGCGUCCGUGCUGUCGCCACAGAGGGACCCGUCUCAGUCCGCUGCUCUGUGGCUCCGAGACAUCGGCCGGUGUGUGAAAUAAAAGCAGAUGAUCAGUGGUGAAUCUAAUCUACGUGCUUCAAGGGAAGCUGCUGUAAGAUGUGAUAACACUGUACUAUUGAUGUUGUAUAAACGGAGAGACUUAUUUUAAAUCUUGUAAAUAGAUGUACAAAGGUGAGAGCAAGAUGAAUAUAAAAACCUAAGAGCAGUCUGAUGUGUAGAGAGAAAUUAAUCUGUAUAUUGUUGAAUAAAUAUUGUGCCGUAAGGGA
This is a messenger RNA of Betta splendens (Siamese fighting fish), 5233 nucleotides long. RefSeq names its product hyccin 2-like. The record is from RefSeq and is a predicted model, not a curated record. Lineage: Eukaryota; Metazoa; Chordata; Actinopteri; Anabantiformes; Osphronemidae. Bases 261 to 2081 code for a protein of 606 amino acids. The transcript is spliced from 13 exons. Gene Ontology annotation, cellular component: plasma membrane. Gene Ontology annotation, biological process: phosphatidylinositol phosphate biosynthetic process; protein localization to plasma membrane.